This is a messenger RNA of Pseudoliparis swirei, 807 nucleotides long. Its product is annotated as ATP synthase F(0) complex subunit C3, mitochondrial-like. The transcript is spliced from 5 exons. The record is from RefSeq and is a predicted model, not a curated record. Lineage: Eukaryota; Metazoa; Chordata; Actinopteri; Perciformes; Liparidae. Gene Ontology annotation, biological process: proton motive force-driven ATP synthesis; proton transmembrane transport. Bases 131 to 556 code for a protein of 141 amino acids. Gene Ontology annotation, molecular function: proton transmembrane transporter activity.
AAACCGGAAGACAACCCUUUAACGUGACUGUGCGCAUGCGCUUGUUUCUCGUGUCCUCGACCUCUACUACAAACCGCAGACUGAAUCCUCGCCAGCUCCUUCGUUGACCUGACCACUACGUCCCGUCGUCAUGUAUGCCUGCGCUAAGUUCGUCUCCACGCCCUCUCUGGUCCGUGCUGGAUCUCGGGUACUGUACAGACCACUCUCAGCAGCAGUAGUUUCCGAUGCCAGGAAAGCCGAGUCUGCUUCACUCCUGGCACCACAGAGCAUUGCAGCCUCCCAGCUGCAGGUGGCAGUGCGGGGUUUCCAGACUAGUGCUGUGACCCGUGAUAUCGACACUGCUGCAAAGUUCAUUGGAGCAGGAGCUGCCACAGUGGGAGUGGCUGGAUCUGGAGCUGGAAUUGGAACUGUGUUCGGUAGCCUUAUUAUCGGUUAUGCCAGGAAUCCCUCUCUGAAGCAGCAGCUGUUCUCUUACGCCAUCUUGGGCUUUGCUCUCUCCGAAGCUAUGGGUCUUUUCUGUCUGAUGGUUGCAUUCCUUAUUCUGUUUGCCAUGUAAACCAGUUUGGCAUUUGCUGCAAAGGAUGCAUCACAAUGUUAAUAAGAAUUAGCUGUUUGAGAUGCCCUUGAAUAGUACGAUUUUGUCAGCUUAUCGUGUUCGUUGCUGUUUCUUAAGACAAAAGAUUGUGAACCCACUGAUGUAAGAAACUGGCAGACUCAAACAAUUUCAACAUAGUUUUGCCAUUGUAUAUUUAAUCAAAUGUUUUUGUUAAACAUGCAUCUAAUUACAGAAGUAAAAUGUUAAAUUCA